UGCACAUAUGAUUAUUCGAGUUUACCAAAUUUUCAUUUGAAGCAAUAUCGUUUUCCUAGCUUCCGCGGACACAGAUUUUAUUCGUGCACGAACCGCUUCUAUUCACGUAGUCCACCGUCUCGAACAGCCGUCGCCAUGAGCUAUUGGAGAGCCGCCGGAUUAAACUAUGUUAACUAUUCCAAUAUUGCUGCCAAAAUUGUAAGAAGGGUAUUAAAACCUGAACUUCAAAGCAAUGCCAGUAAACGUGAUGAGACUCAUGUUAAGUUCACUCCAUGGAUCAAAGGAAAGCCAGCUAAUGAAAAAGCUUAAGCUUAUACAAGCUAAAAAAAUUGAAAAAUUCGUAAAAAAAAUUUUCAACCGGGUCAACAAUAGUCGAUUAAACUACUAUGAAACAUUCAAAUUUUUAAAUAAAAUCCAAUGUAAUACUUU
Messenger RNA from Sipha flava (yellow sugarcane aphid), 429 nucleotides. RefSeq names its product protein stunted-like. Gene Ontology annotation, cellular component: mitochondrial inner membrane. Gene Ontology annotation, molecular function: proton-transporting ATP synthase activity, rotational mechanism. The record is from RefSeq and is a predicted model, not a curated record. Bases 136 to 309 code for a protein of 57 amino acids. Gene Ontology annotation, biological process: proton motive force-driven mitochondrial ATP synthesis. The transcript has 4 exons. Lineage: Eukaryota; Metazoa; Arthropoda; Insecta; Hemiptera; Aphididae.